UUCAUUAACAUUUCAGCCUGUUUUGAUUGUCAAAUUGCGUGUUUACUCUGCAGAGUUUUCCGCAAAAAUCCAGUGAAUUUCAUCAUUUUUCCCCUGAUUUCUCAACCAAUAUACUUAUAAGUACUUUAAUUUGGUCUACCAUCGUUGUGCAAAGGGAUUUUGCACUGAAUAUACCAAAAUCAAGACAAGCAAGAGUCUCUGGAGGACGCUGGGAAGGCCGUGAACUGCCCCCAUGAUGCCACAGGAGUCGAAGAGAGAGCGCAAGGGGGCUCAGAGAGUCUCCCUCUUGCAGGCCCCGCUGUCGCCCUGCCCCAUUCCGGACAUCAGUGACGACGAGCUGGUCUCCAUCUCCGUGCGAGACCUCAACAGGACGCUGAAGCUGCGCGGAUUGACGCGCGAGGAGAUCGUGCGGAUGAAACAGCGGCGGCGGACGCUGAAGAAUCGCGGCUACGCUGCCAGCUGUCGGAUCAAGAGGAUUGAGCAGAAGGAUGAACUGGAGACGGAGAAGUCGCAGGAGUGGAACGACAUGGAGAUCAUGCAGGAGAACAACAGGAAGAUCAGAGAGGACGUCGAGACGUGGAAGAACAAGUUCGAGGCUCUGCGGAAGUUUGCCAUCGCCCAGAAAAUUCCUCUGCCGCCGGAAUUGGACUCUCUAUGAGUAGAUAAAGUUGGUUUAGUGGGAACAGGGAUAUUGCUUAAGGUAGGAUAAUUGAGUUUUGACGUACUUUCCUUCUAUAAAUAGCCUACUUUAGUUUUAAGGUGAUUAUACUGUAAUUUUUCCUAGUGAAUUCAAUGAAUAUCAGGAUA
Messenger RNA from Phlebotomus argentipes, 807 nucleotides. It is a transcript of the gene maf-S, whose product is annotated as transcription factor MafK. The coding region runs from base 233 to 658 and encodes 141 amino acids. The transcript has 3 exons. Gene Ontology annotation, biological process: regulation of transcription by RNA polymerase II. The record is from RefSeq and is a predicted model, not a curated record. Gene Ontology annotation, cellular component: nucleus. NCBI's taxonomy places the organism in Eukaryota, Metazoa, Arthropoda, Insecta, Diptera, Psychodidae. Gene Ontology annotation, molecular function: RNA polymerase II cis-regulatory region sequence-specific DNA binding; DNA-binding transcription factor activity, RNA polymerase II-specific.